This is a messenger RNA of Arxiozyma heterogenica, 441 nucleotides long. RefSeq names its product Mdj2p (gene MDJ2). The transcript has a single exon. Gene Ontology annotation, molecular function: ATPase activator activity. The coding region runs from base 1 to 441 and encodes 146 amino acids. The record is from RefSeq and is a predicted model, not a curated record. Gene Ontology annotation, biological process: protein import into mitochondrial matrix. Gene Ontology annotation, cellular component: PAM complex, Tim23 associated import motor. NCBI's taxonomy places the organism in Eukaryota, Fungi, Ascomycota, Saccharomycetes, Saccharomycetales, Saccharomycetaceae.
AUGGUUCUCCCCAUAUUAAUUGGAUGUGGAGUCACAGUUUUAGCAUUAUCAAUACAAUCUUCAUUCAGAGCUUGGAACGUAUACAAAACAUUGACUCCAAUCACAAUUGCAAAAUUGAAUGGAAUCAAAUUUAAUCAAGUCCAUUCCGAUCUCUCUAGUGAUCCAAGGUUCUUAAGUAACAACAUAAACCCCAUCCUAAGAAAAAACUUGGAACAAUACUAUGGCGGGUUCGGUCAUAUCAUGAAUGAGUCUGAAGCAUUGUUGAUCUUAAAUAUUUCUUCCGAAGAGAUUAAAGAUUUGGAUUCAGAGAUGUUGAAAAGAAAAUACAGGAAAGCCUUGAUAUUGAAUCAUCCAGAUAAAGGGGGGAGUCCAUAUGUGACUACAAAGAUUAACGAGGCAAGAGAAUUGCUGUUUAAUAGUGUACUGGUGCGUAAGCAAUGA